This is a messenger RNA of Cyprinus carpio (common carp), 2247 nucleotides long. Its product is annotated as peroxisomal targeting signal 2 receptor-like. Gene Ontology annotation, cellular component: cytosol; peroxisomal matrix. Lineage: Eukaryota; Metazoa; Chordata; Actinopteri; Cypriniformes; Cyprinidae. The record is from RefSeq and is a predicted model, not a curated record. Gene Ontology annotation, molecular function: protein binding. Gene Ontology annotation, biological process: protein import into peroxisome matrix.
UCGCGUUUUUCACGCAGUCAAAACACGGAAGUAAACAUCUGGUAUACACAUGUUUUGCGCUAAAUGUAACAACAUUGCAAACGUAUUGAUUUGCCGAUGUAACUUACCGUUGUAUUGAUGGAUUGAGAAUUAAUUAAGCUUUCGCCGUUGUCGACAAAUGUUUGGUGUUUUACCACGAAAUAGAUUAUUUAUCGUGAAUACAUUUUAGGUGGACUUUAUAGUUAUUAAAGAGUAUGAAGUCGUUUAAAUCUUCAGGCCGUCAUGGAUAUGCGGUGGAGAUUUCACCUUUUUUGGCUUCUACGAUCGCCUGUGCGUCAUCGCAGUAUUAUGGAAUAGCAGGAUGUGGGGCACUUUUUGUGCUGGAGCAGAGAGAGGCAGAUGUUUCACUUGUGAGAAGUUUUGACUGGAAUGAUGGGCUCUUCGAUGUGACAUGGAGCGAGAACAAUGAACAUGUGCUGGUGACGGGAGGAGGUGAUGGAUCUUUACAGAUCUGGGACACGGCCAACCCGCAAGGUCUUCUGCAGGUGCUGAAAGGGCACACACAAGAGGUGUAUUCAGUAGACUGGAGUCAGACACGGGGGGAAAACCUGGUGGUAUCGGGAUCGUGGGACCACACAGCCAAAGUGUGGGAUCCGGAGCAGUGUCAGUUAGUGAGCUCCCUGCAGGGUCAUGAGGGUGUCAUCUACAGCACCAUCUGGUCUCCUCAUAUCCCAGCAUGCUUUGCUUCAGCCUCAGGUGAUGGGACAUUGCGAGUGUGGGAUGUGAAGGCAGGAUCAUGCAGGCUGGCCGUCCCAGCACACAAGGCUGAAAUCCUCAGCUGUGAUUGGUGCAAAUACGACCAGAAUAUUCUGGUCACUGGAGCCGUGGAUUGCAGUCUCAGAGUGUGGGACCUACGUAACGUCCGACAUCCUGUAGCUCAAAUGAUGGGCCAUUCCUACGCCAUCCGUAGAGUAAAGUUCUGCCCAUUUUAUAAGACAGUCCUAGCAUCCUGCUCAUAUGAUUUCACAGUCAGAUUCUGGGACUACUCCAAGAACCAGCCGCUGCUGGAGACACUGGAGCACCACUCAGAGUUUGUGUGUGGCCUGGAUUUCAACCUGCACAUCCCUAACCAGGUUGUGGACUGCUCUUGGGAUGAGACUGUAAAAGUCUUUACCCCUUCAUGCCUGGCUGCCCUAUAGGAGGUUGGUGCACCAUGGAAAGAUGCUGCUGCAAGGGGGAGCCACGGCUCUGUUUCAAUCACAGGUGCAGAGUUUGCCAAGAUUUCACUGCGGAUUUCCUAAUGACGCUAUUAAAGAAGAACAUGUGGGAUGCAUCAGGAGCAUUGCAUCAGGAGCACUGUACAGAUGAGGGGCAAUCUCAUGCCAUCACUGAGUGUAAAAACUGAGUGUGAUGUUAUUAUAGGGUUUCGUAAGUGUAUAAUGAAACUAAAAGUUUACCUUAAAGGUAAACCCAAAAAAUUUAAAUUCUGUCAUUAAUUACUCACCCUCAUGUCAUUCCAAACCUGUAACACCUUUGUUCAUCUUCAGAACUGAAAUUAAGGACAACAGUAUAACGUAGUAAGGACAAUGGUUAAACAGUCCAUGUGACAUCAGUGGUUCAACCGUAAUUUUAUGAAGCUCCGAGAAUACUUCUUGUGCGCAAAAACAAAAAUAACAACUUUAUUCAACAGUCCUUCUCCUCGAAAUCAUGUCUUUCGCCAUUAUCGAGAGUACCUCUGCAUAAACAUAAACAACGCAUACGCGUGAUGCUGAUGACGUAGAACACACAUGAGCUGAGCCUAGUUUAUGUGCAGAGAAAGCAAUGCACAUGCGUUGUGGUACUCUCGAUAAUGCUGGAAUACAUGAUUUGAAGGACAAGAAUUAUUAAAUAAAGUCGUUAAUUUGCACACAAAAAGUAUUAUCAUAGCUUUGUAAAAUUACAGCUGAACCACUGAUGGACUAUUUUAUCGAUGUCCUUACUACGUUAUGGUCUGAGAACAUUUCAGUUAUACAUUGCUGUCUAUGCAUGGUCAGAAAGCUCUUGGAUUUCAUCAAAAAAUAUCUUAAUUUGUGUUCCGAAGAUGAAUGAAGGGCUUAUGGGUUUUGAACGACAUGAUGACAGAAUUUUCAUUUUUGGGUGAAAUUUUCCUUUAACCAGCGAGUGCCUUGUUGUCUGAAGCUCAUUGGUAGAUUAUGUAGUAUGUAUAUGUUGUUCCUUACUGGUUUGUUAAACUGAUAUUAAUAAAUCAAUGCAAUCUGUCAUUCUCAA